Messenger RNA from Humulus lupulus (European hop), 480 nucleotides. RefSeq lists its product as uncharacterized. The coding region runs from base 1 to 480 and encodes 159 amino acids. The record is from RefSeq and is a predicted model, not a curated record. NCBI's taxonomy places the organism in Eukaryota, Viridiplantae, Streptophyta, Magnoliopsida, Rosales, Cannabaceae. The transcript has a single exon.
AUGGCAGUCCCGAAGUAUAGAUUCAUCCUAUGGCAAGCUUCUCUCAGCCAUCUUCUUACUAGGGAUAAGUUGCACCAGUGUAAUUUGGUGCUGCCUUCAUUGCUGUGUCUUGUCUGUGAAUUGGCACAGGAAUCUCAUGCACACUUGUUUUUUGACUGUCCCUUUUCUCAACAGCUUAGGGAUCAUUUGUUGGAUUGGUUGGGCAGGGAUAUAUGGCCGAGUACUUAUGCUAGUUGGUGUACCUGGAUGUGUGGGAAGCUGAAGAGUCUGAGGCAUCAGGUGUUGGCUGCUGCAUUAGCAGCUGCUGUUUACAUGGUUUGGAGAAAUAGAAAUCUUUGUGUGUUUGAGAUGAGAUCUCUGGCUGUUGGUCCUGUUAUGCAGCUGAUUAAGUUCAGUAUUAGAUCUAGACUAGCCAGAUUGACUAAGCGGAAAGUGAGAGCCAGUGAGGUGGCGUUCUUAGAGACUAUUACUCAGUUGUAA